AUGGUUAAUUGGCGUUCAUUGUAUCGUCUAAGGAGACGUAUUAAGAUGGAACAACUUUCAAAACAACGAUGGUUUAGUAAUCCUGAUUCUAAAACAAUACCACUAGACACUGCCAUUCUAUUAUACCCAACAUAUACAUGUAGUACGAAUAGUUCAAACACUCAAGAGUAUUUAACAAGACUACGUCUAUUGGUAGCUGCUCCAGGUAAUGAAAAUUCAAGAAAAAAUAAAAUCAUCUUAACGUUAUGUAAACAAUACUUAAAGGAACAAUCAUCGAUCACUCAAUCUAGACUCAAUGGGUUUUUAUCAAGAAGUAUACCGACAUCAAGAAUCAUCCUAGAUUUGUUAAAUAAUAAUAAUACUGUGGCAGAUACUCAAUUCUUAGAUACUGACCCGAGAGGAUUGCUCACGACAACUCUAACAAGCUCGUACAUCCCACAUGCAUUAAGGGUCACUUUGGAUACACCAUCGAGUUUUCCUCGAUUGAUAUCAGAUGUAUAUCCGACUCAUUACAUUAAACCGAACGGGAUAGGGGUCAUUAGUGAUAUAGAUGAUACGAUUAAACAUACAGGUGUCACAGGUGAUAAGAAAUCCAUGUUUAAGAACGUCUUUGUCACAGCGUGGCAGGAAUGGGUCGUGGAUGGGAUUCCACAAUGGUUUAAUGGCUUGGCUUCACAAUAUAAUGUCGAUUUCUUUUAUGUAUCGAAUUCCCCGUUACAAUUAUAUCCUACUUUACAAAAUUAUAUUUCAAAGACGUUACCUAAUGGCCCAAUCUUUUUAAAACAAUAUGCAGGAAAUAUGUUCGCUAGUAUAAUGAACACAUCAUCAGCUAAUAAUAAGAAAGACACUAUCGAACAGAUCCUGAAUGAUUUCCCACUGAAAAAAUUCUUAUUGAUUGGGGAUUCAGGGGAGAAGGAUUUUGAAACAUAUAUCGACAUUGCAUUGCGAUACCCUGAACAAAUCAUUGCCAUUUAUAUUCGUUGUUGUAAGGAUUCCAUCAGUGAUGGGAGUCACAACGAUGUCGCAAUGGUGCAAGAAUUAAACGACACCAUUGCAAUACAAUAUAUGAAACCAUUCCAACCGCCGUCAGUACCGAGUAAACCAUCAAUCACUUUGACAGACUCUCAAAGGGAAUCCAUUAGAGUCUCGAAGGAAAGAGUACCUCCACCACCACCACCUCCUUUACCAAAACGCCCGUCGUCUUCGCUGCCUCCCUCAACAUCAUUAUCAUCAUCAUCAUCAUCAUCAUCAUCAUCAUCAUCAUCGUCAUCAUCGUCAUCAUCGUCAUCAUCUUCUUCUGAAGCUUCGAUAUCUGCUUCUCCGAACCUCCCUUUACGACCCAGAGAAAAGAGUUCAAGUCAUGACAUGUAUGUAAUGCCUUCGACACAGAACGAUUAUAAUACAUAUGAUGAAUAUUUCGAUAAGAAUGCUGACUCUUGGAAAUUAAGACUGAAUGCUGGAUUACGACAAUUAAUUAAUUUACCGAACUUCAACAUAGAUAUCCAAUUCUUCAUUGAUCCAACAACUUGCAUGACAAAUUCAAUGAAAUUAAUACGUACUCGUAAAUAG
This is a messenger RNA of Maudiozyma barnettii, 1569 nucleotides long. It is a transcript of the gene APP1, whose product is annotated as phosphatidate phosphatase APP1. Lineage: Eukaryota; Fungi; Ascomycota; Saccharomycetes; Saccharomycetales; Saccharomycetaceae. Bases 1 to 1569 code for a protein of 522 amino acids. Gene Ontology annotation, molecular function: phosphatidate phosphatase activity. Gene Ontology annotation, cellular component: actin cortical patch. The record is from RefSeq and is a predicted model, not a curated record. The transcript has a single exon.